AUGGAUAAUAUCCUCUCGUUGCCCGCUAUUUCGGAGCUCCUCGUCCAAUACGAGGGAAAUCCAUCCACUGAGAACCUCAAGACCAUGGUGGCCGGUCUUCUGACCUUUGCCUUUGAUCCUGACGACAACUGGUUCAUGAAAUGGCAGGAAGACGCCGAGAACAACCACUCGAACUGCUUCGUCAUGAAGAUCAUCGAUGGCAAGAAAACCCUGCACACCAUUGUCAAAAUUCUUCUCGACCCCUCCGCUUCCAUCAACGUCGCUUGGGACCAGUACAUUCCCCAGCUCCUCACUGCCCCGCUCCCGAAUGAUCGGUGCUGGGCAAUCCUGAUCCGUGGCAUGAAGGUCCGCCUCCACGAGUAUCAUCGCAACCAGGACCCUGAUUGCCGUUUGGUCCCCUGCGACUUCACCGUCAAUAACAAGCUCAAGCAUACGGUCCACAUGCGAAAGAACCCUACCGAAGUGCACAACCUCUUCAACGGUAUUCCUGUCAAGUACCCCGAGCCACUUGAUGAGGUUCAACUCGAUGCCCUGCCCCUGAGUGAUGCGCUCCUCAAGCUCCCGACUGCAUCUAAGGUUACCGGUAAUGGGAUCUCCGAUGUCGUGGUUACCGUUCAGCAACAUGCAUCUUCCUCUGAGGACUCUACUACUCAGGCCAACAAGGCUACACAGGCUAUUGUGAUUCAAACUGAGCCUGUCACUCAGGUGGAGCCUCUCGUCAAGCUGGAGGCUAUCCCCGAGCAAGAGCAUGCCACCCAGCCUGUCUCUGCUACCAAGGUCAAGUCUGCUACCAAGGACACAGCUGCUAUCAAGAAGAAGUCGGCUACCAAGAAAAAGACUACCACCGAGGUGAAGCCAGCUACCAAGUCCAAGACCACUCACGCUAAGUCGGCUGUUUCCACCAAGGCUGCUGAUGAAGUCGAGACUGCCUCCAAGCCCUAUUACUUGCUGGCAAUUGACGCCAAGGGAGAAGUCUCCAACUAG
Penicillium paradoxum is the source of this 984-nucleotide messenger RNA. RefSeq lists its product as uncharacterized. The record is from RefSeq and is a predicted model, not a curated record. The transcript has a single exon. Lineage: Eukaryota; Fungi; Ascomycota; Eurotiomycetes; Eurotiales; Aspergillaceae. Bases 1 to 984 code for a protein of 327 amino acids.